AUGACGAGACUCAUCGCCUUGAACACCAAGCCAGUCUGGCUGCUCGCAGCUGAAUCAUGCUCCUUGAUCGCCGUGUUUGUUGCCGCCUUCUACGCUCUUAUCUAUCGCCUGCAUGCUCUGUCCACAUCAAAGUCCACCGGAAGGAUACGACUCCCCACCUCAGAUCGGGCCCCCCUCACGCGUGGAGAAGCCUUCAAUCGUCAACUGCUCGGCAACGUCCCUAAUCUUCCCGAUGACGAUGGAGAACAUGUGAACACAAUGGUGUUCUGGAGGAAGGUGCUCCCUCUCCGCAUCACCUUCCUGCUUCUGAUACUCAUUUCCACGACUCUCCAGUGCUUCCAGCAGCUUCGUCGUGCUGGCGAUGCCUCAACAUUCUCGGACUGGCUCACGAUCAGUCUCACUACUUCGGUCUUCAUCAUUCAACCUAUUCUUGCGUUCGUCUACGCUCUCACCAAGGACGUCAGCACUCACUCAAGCCUGACCUAUCAUAAUUUCACCCUUGCGAGCUUAGGCUUCCUACACAUGUAUCUCAUCACUCUUGGCCAGUACCUCAUCAAUAACACGCAAGUCACCCUCGAAGGUCCGCAGUAUGCCCUAUUCGCCCUCUCGUUCAUGCAGAUCAUCGCCAUAGGAUCGGUCCCCUGCGAGCCCGGAGCUCACUUUGACCUGAAGAAGGUGUACAAUCGAGCAGUCGCCAAAGCUAUCGACAAGGGAGAGGCGGCCAUGGCAAAGGCUACUUCCGGGAUCGAGGGAGAAGAACCUCAAGACGACGUCAACAUGGUACCAGAGUACUCGGCUACCAUCAUUUCUCGCCUCAUACUCGUAUGGGUAGUACCCAUCAUCUCAAAGAUGUCCCGUCUAGAUCAAGCAGACAUUCAAGACCUCCCGGGGCUUCAUCACUUUCUACGUACUCAGAACACAGCACGGGAGGCCAUGAGCUACGCUCGAUACAAGAUCUCGCCAGAGCGCUGGGGAACCACCUGCGCGUUUUUGUGGGAAGUCUGGGUUCCUCAGUGGCGUGCUGUCCUUCCAGGUGUUAGAAUUGGGAUCUGGCUGGUCCCCUGCUGGUACAUACCACAUUACGCUCUGCAACAGGUCUUGACAUCGAUCGAGCUCGGCUAUGAUAGACGUACAGCGAUGGCUUGGGCAGUGAUGCUUGUCCUCGGCAAGCUAGCCAACAUGCUUAUACUGCUCAUGCGUCUCGCCUAUACCAGCUCCUACGCUUCUCCCCGGAUCCGUGCUCAUACCCAAUACCUUCUGUACAGGAACAUCUUCGCCAAAGCUGAAUCGAUCGGCAAGGCGAAGGGCAAGGGCAAGCCUGGUCCAGCGUCCCGAGCGGACAUACUGAACCUCAUCUCGGUGGAUGUCUCCGCCAUCGCUCAACUCGGCUUCGGUAUUUCUGACCUUUUCCGCAGUCAACUUGAGCUGGUAUUGGGAGCAACCUACGUCUGGAUGCUAUUAGGCCCAUCAGGACUCAUUGGGCUGUCCACCCUUCUCGCCACCUCCGUCCCCGCAUAUCUCAUCACGAAACUGCAGUACAAGGUGUUCGAGAAACGCCUCGCUGCUUCCGACACAAAGGUCUCUUUGAUGCAGGAAGCUGUGCAGGCGAUAUCCAUGAUCAAAAUGAUGGCAGCAGAGCGAUAUUGGUACAAAAGGAUAAAGGUGAAAGCCUGUUCUCGCGCUCAAGCAGAUGUUCGUGAUGUUGAGUUUGACCGAUUAGUGCAAGCCAGACUGCUGGGAUUCCUAUCCGGUAUGCUAUGCGCUGCUUCCCCGACAAUCAUCGUGGUCGUCUCAUUCGCACAUUACUCGCUUGUGGCGAAGAAACCUCUGACGGCCACUAUCGCUUUCACGUCCAUAGCGGUCUUUGAGGAGCUUCGGCCAGUCCUCACAGGCAUCCCGCAAAGUAUAGCCGAAUGCCUUCAGCAGAUCCUGUCUGCCAAGCGCAUUGGAGCUUUCAUUCGUACAAGGGAUGUCGACUACCACGGUCAGCCUCUCGAUCAUGUUUCUGAACAUGUUGCGGAGAACCCGCUCUUCAUACGCGGGAAGAUCACUUGGGACAUUAGUAGUGGGAGCAACCUGGAAAGCGUCGACCUCGGUGCCCCGGCCGACCCGCAGCAAUUCUUCAAGCUUGACGACAUUGACGUCGUCUUUCCCCGGGGACAGGUCACUCUGAUCGCUGGAAAGGUCGGAGCAGGCAAGACCCUGAUGUUGCUCGCACUCCUCGGCGAGGCGCACCUCAUUGAAGGAGACAUCUCAUAUGCCGUUUCUGAGAUCAAGUCGCCUCUUGUUGAGCAAUCCGUCUCGCCCGGAAGUUGGGAUCUGAUCCCUAGCGGGGUGGCCUACGUGCCGCAGACGGCGUGGCUACAGAGUCAGAGCAUCCGCGAGAACAUCCUAUUUGGUUUACCUCUUCAUAUGGACCGAUACCGAGCUGUCAUAUUUGCAUGCGCCCUCUUGCCAGAUCUUGAGAUCCUCGACGAUGCAGACCUCACAGAGAUCGGAGAACGUCUCGCCCGAGCAGUCUACUCCCUUGCUGCCACUGUCCUACUCGAUGAUGUCAUCUCCGCCGUCGACGCGCAAACCUCACAGCAUAUCAUCCAACACUGCUUCCGCGGUUCACUGAUGAAGGGACGCACGGUCAUCAUUGCCAGUCAUGCCGUCGAAUCACUGGCGCCCCUGGCUGACCAAGCAAUCUUUCUUGAUGCGGGUCGGGUAGUGUGGACCGGUCCUGGCCCUGAGCUCCUGUCGUCCGAGCACAUGUCCCACCUCAACACCGACCAUGCGGGCCAAACAGCUCAUACAGUCAAGGAGUUCAAGGAGAAGCUGCCGGAUCAGGCCCAAAUCAAUGAGAUCGGUGGAGACGUCAGCAAGUUCGAGAUCAAGGAAGCUCCGGCUAAGACGCCCAAGCAGCUCAUCAUGGAGGAAAAGCGGGAAAAGGGCAAGGUCGAUCUCGGUCUGUGGCGCGAUCUGUUCACUUUCAACGGCGGCAAGCUGUUUUGGCUGUUGUCGACGAUCUUGCUGCUGAUCCGAGGUAUCGCGCCUAUCGCUGAGAGGCGUGUUCUGGAGCUGUGGACGGCGGAUGGCUCAGAUCCUCAUACAUCUGCGAAGAACGUCGUGUUCUGGGUCAUUCUGUACUCGGCUAUCUCGGGAGGAAACAUUCUCCUCAGUACCACGUACGGCUUAUGCCGGUUCUUCGGCGGUCUUCGUGCGAUGAAGAAAGUGCACGCAGAGAUGCUCGAAAACAUGCUGCGAGCAAAGAUGGUCUUCUUCUCCCGAACGCGAACCGGAUCUAUCAUUCAGCGGUUUGGGUCGGACCUUUCCAAUAUUCUCAGCUGCUCCGAGCUGAUUGGCGGGAUUGCGGCUUCGGUAAUAGGAGCCGUACUCGCCUUUGUGUCCGUCACAUAUUACGGCGGAUGGCCAUUUGCGGGGGUGACCAUCGCCAUAUUUGCCGCUUUGUACAAGCCCAGCAUCUGGUACCGGUCCGCUGGGCGUCAGAUUCGGAGACUGCAGUCAGUGACACCUGGACUCGUCAACGCAAUCUACGGCGAGACCAUCGCCGGUACCGCGGUCAUCCGGGCCUUCGGCAUGCAAUCAGUCUUCCUGUCGGAGCUGAUGGGGACGCUAAACGUACAGAUCAACAUGUUCACGUGGCGUCACUAUAUCGGACGAUGGCUGUAUAUCAACUUGCGACUGAUGGACCACGUACUCAUGAGCACCAUGCUCUUCAUUAUACUUACAUCCACGCAUAUCAGCGCGUCCUCCGCGGGAUUCAUCUUGGCUUUCGUGGGGUCUAUCAGCGCCAACGCAAAUUGGUUGAUGAUCCACCUCGCCAACUUUGAGACUGACGCCGAGUACCGCCAUCUCGAGCUGGAAGGUGGCCACGAGCUUGUCGAUGGACUCGGGUCAGCGGAAGAUGAGGUGCGCCAGGCGGAGUUGUCGGCCGAGUACGCCGAUUGGCCGAGUGCCGGGAAGCUUGAAGUACGAGAUCUCUCGGCAAAGUACGGCCCCGAGAUGCCCGAGAUCCUGCACAAGCUCCAAUUCUCGGUCGAGGGAGGACAGCGGGUGGGUAUUGUAGGAGCGACAGGUGGCGGAAAGAGUACACUCGCCAAGGCCCUGUUCCGAUUCGUCGACAUCACGGGUCAGAUCAUCAUUGAUGGGAGAGAUACGGCCCAUAUGGAUCUGGGCCAAGUCAGGUGCAAGCUGUCCAUCAUCGCGCAAGACCCAAUCUUGAUCUCUGGUACCCUCAGGCUCAAUCUCGACAUUGAAAGUGUGUACACCGAUGACCAGCUCUACGACGCCCUACAUCAAGUUCAGCUCGUCCGCAAGUCGCCCAAACCCCCAGCGGCUCCCCUCCCCGCGCCGGAAGAGCCGAGAUCAGAGGCGGCAGAGCUUGUGACCGGUAGCCCGACCUCAUGCUCCGCUACCGUUGUUGAUCAGCCUGAGGAACACGCCAACAUCUUUUCCAAUCUCGACUUCGAGAUCAAGUCUGGUGGUGAGAAUUUGUCAGCUGGCCAGAAGCAGCUCGUGGUUCUCGCCAGAGCCCUUCUGAAACGAAGCAAGAUCCUGAUUCUGGACGAAGCAACAGCCAGUAUCGACUCUGCGACGGACGGCGAGAUCAGCAGGGUGGUGCACGAGGAGUUCACCGGGGCGACCGUGCUCAUCAUCGCUCAUCGCUUGAGGACAAUCAUGCCGUGCUCAAAGAUCCUUGUCAUGGACAAAGGCAGUCUCAUACAGCAAGGCUCACCGCUGGAGCUCAUCCGCCAAGAAGGCAAGUUUCAGCAACUGUGCAUGGCGGGCGGGGCGGACGAGUACCGCCACCUUGUCGCCCUGGCAGAGAUGGAGGCGAAGGAGGGACGGCUGAUCGAUAUUGAUGUGUGA
Messenger RNA from Dioszegia hungarica, 4875 nucleotides. RefSeq names its product putative ABC transporter ABCC.6. The coding region runs from base 1 to 4875 and encodes 1624 amino acids. Gene Ontology annotation, molecular function: ABC-type peptide transporter activity; ATP hydrolysis activity; ATP binding. Gene Ontology annotation, cellular component: fungal-type vacuole; fungal-type vacuole membrane. Gene Ontology annotation, biological process: transmembrane transport. NCBI's taxonomy places the organism in Eukaryota, Fungi, Basidiomycota, Tremellomycetes, Tremellales, Bulleribasidiaceae. The record is from RefSeq and is a predicted model, not a curated record. The transcript has 23 exons.